AUGGUUGAUUUCGAUGGCUCAAUUGAUAGUGAAGUAAGAUCUUCACACUCAAUGGAAAGUUUAGAACAGGAUGAAUAUCUGGAAAGCGUUGUCUCGACUAGCGAAAGGUUAGGUACGAAAAUGCUGCAUCAGCUGAAUGAAUUUCGCCAAGAUGAAACACUUUGCGACGCGAAAUUGCGAUUAGAAGGAAAAGAAUUCGAUGUCCAUAAAGUAGUCUUGUCAUCGAGCUGUCCGUAUUUUCGAACGCUGUUCACUGCCAACAUGAAAGAAAGAAAGCAAAGUGUUAUCGAUCUAAAAUGUCCCGUCGAUUUAGUGCAUCGUAUGGAUGAUUUUCUCACCUUUUUGUACACAACUAAAGUACAAUUGACACAGGAAAACGUUGAAGCUUUGAUCGUCGCCGCGGAUUAUUUCAAUGUCACAGAACUGAAGGAGCUGGGGUGUAGAUUUUUGCAACAAAAUGUAAACUUAUCGAACGGGAUUGCAUUACAUGGCUUUGCUGGGCGAUAUCAUUGCGAACCCUUGCGUGAACUGACUCGGGAUUUUUUAGUUGAAAAUUUUACUGCAAUAUCUCAAACUGAGGAUUAUUUAUUAACUGACCCUGAGCAAUUAUUAGAAAUAGUUUCAAGUGACGAGUUAGUUUUGUUCGCGGAAGAGGAACUUUAUGAAGGCAUCUUAAGAUGGGUGAAACAUGAUUUAACAAAUCGAGUAGGAUUUUUCCCUAAGCUCUUUGGCAAGGUUCGGCUUCAAGAUGUUAGUAGGACCUACCUUGCCGAGACGAUUGCCAACGAAAAGCUAGUUACCGAUGAUCCGAUUUGUUCAGAUCUAUUAAUGCGGAUGAUACUGGAGUGCUAUGUUACCGAAGAUGCCACGAAGGUGAUUCCAUCUCGGUUUUACGAUUGUGUGUUUGUGAACGGUGGACGAGAACCGUCAGGAGCGACUGCUUCCUCAUAUCUCUUCGUUCCUUCUCAGAAUGCCUGGUUCAAGAUUCCAUCAAUGAGCACGGUUCGGUACAGCCAUGGCGUGGCCACAAUUGGAGAUGAUGUCUUUGUCCUUGGCGGGUAUUCCAAGAAUGGAUUCACAGCCGAGGUUGAGAAGUUUGAUGUGAAAGCAAGGAAAUGGUCCACUAGCCAACCUUUACCCACUCCGAUGAAGGGAAUGGCUGUUGCUGCAGUUGGUAACUCGCUUUACGUCGCUGGAGGAAUUGUUGAGAAUGGUAUCCGCCUUGGUAUCCUGAAACGGUACGACCCUGCGACCCAAAGAUGGGAAGUGAAAACGCCUUUGCAUGUUUCGCGAAGUGGUGCAAGUCUGGUCACCGUUGGUGAUUUCCUGUACGCGAUUGGUGGAAAGGCAAGUGACAACCAGAUGCUGUCCUCGAUGGAGCGUUAUUCCAUCACAGCCGACACUUGGGAAAGAAUGAGUGAGAUGUCUCACAAGAGAGCUUACGCCGUCGCGGCAUCGGUUGGUAGUGGCAACAUCCUUGUGGUUGGCGGUAUCAACGAAGUUGGUGAAGUUGACACCAUUGAUCAUGUGGUUGUCAUUCGGACGUACCUGCGAAGUUGCGAGAUGUACAACUCCACGGCAGGCGUCUGGUUCCCUGUUGCCGAUCUUAGUGUCCCACGAGCCUUUGCAGGUAUAACUGUUCAUGGUGAGAAGGUGUACGUGUUUGGUGGUGAGGGUACAGGUACGAGAUACCAUAACAGCGUGGAAUGUUAUGAUUGUACGACAAACAAGUGGGAUGUCAUCUCGCACAUGCCAGAGCCAAAGAAAUUCUUGCAAUGUUGCAAGCUCAUGUUGCCACAAGGGUUAUUCCGAAGCCUUCCUAGUGUGAGUGCAACUAGUUGA
This is a messenger RNA of Paramuricea clavata, 1842 nucleotides long. The record is from the annotation of a GenBank genome assembly. NCBI's taxonomy places the organism in Eukaryota, Metazoa, Cnidaria, Anthozoa, Malacalcyonacea, Plexauridae.